Molecule: messenger RNA, 2047 nt
Organism: Trifolium pratense (red clover)
Lineage: Eukaryota; Viridiplantae; Streptophyta; Magnoliopsida; Fabales; Fabaceae
Product: high-affinity nitrate transporter 2.1-like
Exons: 3
Coding region: 119-1699 (526 amino acids)
Biological process (GO): nitrate transmembrane transport; cellular response to nitrate
Cellular component (GO): plasma membrane; plant-type vacuole membrane
Molecular function (GO): nitrate transmembrane transporter activity
Source: RefSeq, a predicted model, not a curated record
AUUAACAUUGUCAACUCUUUUCCAUACUAUAAAUACAACACACUCCUUCCUUCAUUCUUCACAACUUCAUUACUUUUCUAUAUACACCCCCCUUCAUACCUUAUAAUUCUAUAUUCCAAUGGCUGAUAUUGAGGGAUCACCAGGAAGCUCCAUGCAUGGAGUUACUGGAAGAGAACAAACCUUCAUAUCAUCAGUUGCUUCUCCUAUGGUUCCAACUGACACCACUGCCAAAUUUGCAUUACCAGUUGAUUCUGAACACAAAUCCAAAGUUUUCAAACUCUUUUCACUAGCCAAUCCUCACAUGAGAACUUUCCAUUUAUCAUGGAUAUCUUUUUUCACCUGUUUCGUCUCCACUUUUGCUGCUGCGCCGCUUGUCCCUAUCAUCCGCGACAACCUUAACCUCACGAAAGCGGAUGUAGGUAACGCUGGUGUGGCUUCGGUUUCAGGUAGUAUUUUCUCAAGGCUAACAAUGGGUGCAGUUUGUGACCUAUUAGGUCCACGUUAUGGUUGUGCAUUUCUUAUUAUGCUAACUGCACCGACAGUGUUUUGCAUGUCAUUUGUUGAAGAUGCAGCUGGUUAUAUAGCAGUUAGAUUUAUGAUUGGUUUUUCAUUGGCAACAUUUGUUUCAUGUCAAUAUUGGAUGAGUACUAUGUUUAAUAGUAAGAUUAUUGGACUUGUUAAUGGUACUGCAGCUGGUUGGGGUAAUAUGGGUGGUGGUGCCACUCAACUUAUUAUGCCUUUGGUUUAUGAGUUGAUUAGAAGAUGUGGUGCUACUCCUUUCACUGCUUGGAGAAUUGCCUUUUUUAUCCCUGGUUGGUUGCAUGUUAUCAUGGGUAUUUUGGUCUUAACAUUAGGCCAAGAUUUACCUGAUGGUAACCUUGGUGCUUUACAGAAGAAGGGUAAUGUUGCUAAAGACAAAUUUACAAAGGUGUUAUGGUAUGCUAUAACAAAUUACAGGACAUGGGUUUUUGCCCUGCUUUAUGGUUACUCUAUGGGAGUUGAAUUGACCACUGAUAAUGUCAUUGCUGAGUAUUUCUAUGACAGGUUUGACCUAAAGCUACACACAGCUGGAAUCAUUGCAGCUUCAUUCGGAAUGGCAAACCUAGUGGCUCGUCCAUUUGGCGGAUAUGCAUCAGAUUUGGCAGCCAGGUUAUUUGGCAUGAGAGGAAGGUUAUGGACACUAUGGAUUCUCCAAACUCUUGGUGGAGUUUUCUGCAUAUGGUUAGGACGUGCAAAUACACUUCCAAUUGCAGUACUAUCCAUGAUUCUCUUCUCAGUUGGAGCACAAGCAGCAUGUGGUGCAACAUUUGGAAUCAUUCCAUUCAUAUCAAGAAGAUCUUUGGGGAUUAUAUCAGGUUUAACAGGUGCAGGUGGUAACUUUGGUUCUGGAUUAACACAGUUAGUGUUUUUCUCAAGCUCAAAAUUCUCAACAUCAACUGGUCUUUCAUUAAUGGGUGUAAUGAUUGUAGCUUGCACAUUACCUGUGACUCUUGUACAUUUUCCACAAUGGGGUAGCAUGUUCUUUCCACCUUCAAAAGAGAUCAGUGAAGAACAUUAUUACACUUCUGAAUGGAAUGAAGAUGAGGUACAAAAAGGGUUGCAUCAAUCAAGUCUUAAGUUUGCUGAGAAUAGUAAAUCUGAGAGAGGUAAACGUGUGGCUUCUGCAGCAACUCCACCAAAUACAACUCCUACCCAUUAGCUAGCUGCUCAAUUUGAUCACUUAUGUUUUAAGGGCUUAUGAAUUUCCUUUGUUUGAAUAAGUUAAGUUUUUUUAACUCCAACAAAAGACAAAAAACAAUAUGUUAAAAGGAAUUGGUACUGGUGUAAAGUUUUGCACCAUUGAAGUUUCUACAUAGGUUUGUUGUAUUUUCUCCUUGAUGUAUGAGGUUGGUGUUAUGAGAGAUCGGACGGUCCAGAUCAAGUACAACAGGGUGCUGUAAUAGUGGGAAAUCUGAUUCUGUAUUAUGAUCUGUCAUGUAUGUAUGUAAGAUAAAUGAUAGAUUAUUUCAUCCAAUAUUGAAAUAUAUCUUACCUUUUACUCUCUAAA